AUGCGAAUACGACGUUCUUGUCAAAGCGGUAGGAUGGUAGUUUCAGGUUUCUAUGUUCAGUCUGAUGAUGUGUGUUCUUUGUUUCUUCAUGAAAGCUGUGGGUACUGUGGCUAUGCAUUGAACUUGAGCUCCUCGACACGGAACACGGCCAACAUUGGAUCAAAGUAUGGAAAGCAGAUCAGGAAAGGCGUCGUCUCAUUCUUCGCAGUCGACGAGAACCGGUUCACGCAAACCGACGAAGUGAGCUGCACGCCGUACUUCCGCUCAAGGUCUUCCUGGGGUUUCUUCAGAAGGAGGACACGAUUGCUCUGCCGCAAGUGCAAUGGCCAUAUCGGUAAUGCUUAUGACGACGAGGACUCUGCCUUGUAUCAUAGCUCAGAUGACACACUCGCAAGCUCAGAGGUCAGCUGCACGUCUAGUCGAAAGAAAUAUGUUAUCAAGAUCAAUGCGCUACAGCCAUCAUCGGACGACUCCGGUGUUCCAUUCUCUCAAUGA
Molecule: messenger RNA, 495 nt
Organism: Triticum turgidum subsp. durum (durum wheat)
Lineage: Eukaryota; Viridiplantae; Streptophyta; Magnoliopsida; Poales; Poaceae
Source: the annotation of a GenBank genome assembly